This is a messenger RNA of Aspergillus japonicus CBS 114.51, 643 nucleotides long. RefSeq lists its product as uncharacterized. The transcript is spliced from 2 exons. Bases 95 to 556 code for a protein of 153 amino acids. NCBI's taxonomy places the organism in Eukaryota, Fungi, Ascomycota, Eurotiomycetes, Eurotiales, Aspergillaceae. The record is from RefSeq and is a predicted model, not a curated record.
UCCUUGGCACAAGUUAGGGCCAUUCGUUGCGCUUGACUGAUAUCUAUUGAGGGGCAAAAUCUGACGCGGGAAUGUCCUGUAUUUCCCUCGUCCGAUGAGAGGGGCUCUUGUCUUUUCAACACAAAUAGAGUCACGCGGAUUCGCAAAGCCUGAAGCUUCCCUCCGCAUCAUGAAUCGGAGGCAGAUGAAAGCGUACGAAUCUCGCGCAUGCUUUACACAAGGGGUGAGACGAGACAAAUCUGCUCGAGGUUCAAGAGCAGAAAAGAGAAUAAAUCCAAAUGAAAGUAAUAAGAUUCAAAAGCACAAGCAUUCAGGUUACAUGUUAUGCAUUAAGACCGGGCCGGUUCUGAUCUCUCAAUAUGCUGCUGUGAAACCUAUGUCACUCAACGAAGCCCACGUUUACCGAUUUGCUUGUUUUCGAUUGAAAGCGCGGGCCCCUUGUCCGCGGAAGCUGCCACUUUCCAGGCAAUAUUCUUCGAAAGUCGUGUGUAUGUAUGUACAAAACAGAAGCUUCGUGAUCUGCGAACUUAGCCCUACCAGAGCGAGUCUCUCCUGAGAGGAAGGCUGGUUUCUGGGAGAGACCGACUUCAGUAUACCUCUAGCGGAAGCAUGCUCGUAUUGUAGACAAGGAACCAGCCGGCGA